AAACAUUUCUAGCACUUCUUUUACCGUCAUAUAACAGCCAUAUUAACCCCCAAUUCCCUGCACCACCUACAUACCUCAUACCUAACCUACCUGUACCUAGAAUCUUAUCAGCGAAGCUUUUCGAGCUCCCGCGUUUGUUUGCUUUGCUUCAUAUAAUCGAACCCGAUUGUUCGUAGCCUCGUCACUUAUUUUACCCCAAAGUUAAAAUUUCCGUAUUUUUCUAUAUUCUAAUCUACCUUCUAUCCGUGCCGCUUCAAUUUCUCCCGACUUUCUUCUACCAAUUUCGUUCCCCCAGAAAGCCGUACCUCUAUAACCUCUAUAAGUCAACUUUUCCUAUAAGUACGGCAGCAGCAACAAUAUGCUUUGAGUCUCAACAAAGUGUUUCCUUGAAAAGGUACCACCUGGGGGGAAGUGAUACCUCACAAUGAAUCGUCACACGACACCACCAUUUAUGCUACGGCUCUUUUAUCGAACCGGCGCGUUUCACAGGCCCGACGAAUUCGAUACCUCACAACUCCCGCCGCAUUUGCCGAUAUACACAUGGCCCGACUGCACCUUAACAGAGCUCACCUACAUAAUUGCCGCCCUGAAGCCGUCCCUCGUCCCUAACCCAGCCAUCGGCACCCGCUUCGCUUUCCGCCUCAUCUUCCCCGACACCCGGAGCACCUCGGGCCCCACGUCGGCCAAGUACGCGGUGAAAGACCUAGGUAGCGUGGUAGUGGGCAACGGGGGGAAGGGGUUGGACCCCAACGACCCCGAGGCCGAGAAGACGAUCGAGUCCGAGGGGGACAAGACCCUCAAGGACGCCAAGUUCGUCGUCGGCGACUUCAUAUCCUGCGCCAUCCUCCCUCCCCUCCCGGACGGCUCCGUCGCCCCUAUUUCCAGCGCCAGGGUCAGCCGUGGCGGUCCCGGUGGCGGUCCCGGCGAGCCUAGGUCUACGAUAGGCCGUACCUCCAGCGGCUCCUUCGGCAGAAGACAGCAGGAGAACGGGGGCGACCGCCCCGGCCCUGGGAGAAUAAGAAAUAACGGGAGGGGGUACGACGGGCCUGGAAGUCGUGGUAGCAUACCCAUGGGCGAGUGGAGGAGAGGGGAGCGAUUACCUGAGCCGUCCCCUGCGGGGCGUGCCAGGGGUCCAAGACGGACAUAAGAUAGGAGUGGCCCCGGCCAUAGGCGGCAAGUGUCUUUCUUUUUUGGAAAGUGUGGUCGAUAGCAAAGUGGGUUGUUCCAAGCUCGGCACCGUCCACUAACAGUUCUUGCCCAUCGCCAUCUAGUCUCGUGAGUAUAUUACUACUACCUACUACUGGCUUGGCAUGCGAAGCAGGUCGUCCCGCCUUGGCUCUCUCUGUGUCUCUAUCUCUUGGCGGGCGCAAAGUGAUACCCGAAUGCUCUUCGAGUAUUCAGCAGCAACCAAGUCGAUUACAGAUACCCCCUUUUUUUAAAAAAGAAAAAAUUAAAAAGGGGAAAAAAAACUUUCUAGUUAAAAUUAUUCCGCUUCAUGGGGUUAUUUACGGCGUGCGUGUGUGCAUUUUCGGGCUAUAGAUGGGAAAGGGAACGGGCAUUCAAGGGGGAAACAUAUCUAUUGAAAAGUUUGGUUUGCGAUUGCUAGGUAUCUCGUCUAGGUAGCUAAUAGCAUAUAUUAGUACAUAGCAGUUUGAUUG
Daldinia caldariorum is the source of this 1658-nucleotide messenger RNA. Its product is annotated as Sin3 associated polypeptide p18-domain-containing protein. The transcript is spliced from 2 exons. The record is from RefSeq and is a predicted model, not a curated record. Gene Ontology annotation, biological process: negative regulation of DNA-templated transcription. Gene Ontology annotation, molecular function: transcription corepressor activity; transcription factor binding. NCBI's taxonomy places the organism in Eukaryota, Fungi, Ascomycota, Sordariomycetes, Xylariales, Hypoxylaceae. Gene Ontology annotation, cellular component: nucleus. The coding region runs from base 425 to 1147 and encodes 240 amino acids.